Messenger RNA from Lichtheimia ornata, 1401 nucleotides. RefSeq lists its product as uncharacterized. NCBI's taxonomy places the organism in Eukaryota, Fungi, Mucoromycota, Mucoromycetes, Mucorales, Lichtheimiaceae. The transcript is spliced from 3 exons. The record is from RefSeq and is a predicted model, not a curated record. Bases 1 to 1401 code for a protein of 466 amino acids.
AUGGCACGGCAAUAUGUCCAACGACUGACAACCGUCUCACAACUCGCUCAAUGGAGUUCUGCCAAACCUCUCCUUACCCCUUCAUUGACUUAUUUACGACCCACUAUCAAUGCACAACGUCUUUUGACAUUCAACUCUCAUCCUCACCAACAACAACAACACCAAGCUCAAUCAACAACAGCUGUUCCACCAUCUCCACAAAGCACUUCAUUCUUUGAUCAAGGUCAUGCCACAACGACUUCCACUACUACAACAACGACUACUGCAACUCCACCGGGGAAUUUCGAACGGCUUUUUACUGUGCAUAGUGAUGCUGUAGGCAAAGCCGCCGCUGCAGCAGCUGCCAACACGAAACAUCUCAAGCAUCAGCCUACAGGAGCCACAGCAGCAGCACAAGCAGCAUCUACAACGGGUGGAAGUACACUUGAUAACGCACAGCCUGAUGAUAAGGAUAGUGGAGCAGCACCGGAUUGUUUUCAAUUUGUUGCUCAUGCAGCAUGGCAUCCUAAGAAUCGCAAUGCUCGACAACGACAGACCGAAGAUAAGAUUCCAUAUUGGAAACGAUCCAAAGUUGGCAAAGUGGAUGCAGGAGAAGAUGCUUUCUUUCACACGAAUACACCUUAUGGCAUGGCAUUAGGCGUAGCUGAUGGCGUUGGUGGAUGGGCGGAUGCUGGUGUGGAUCCAGCCAUUUUCUCGUGGACAUUGAUGAACAAUGCAGCUGGCAUCGCUAAAAAGUCUGAAGAACUCCCUCCGAUUCAUGCAUUACAGAUUUUGGACACAGCGUUUCAUCAACUACGCCGAGGCGGCAAAGUGGCGGCUGGAAGUAGUACAGCAUGCAUCCUCAAUUUAUGCAAGACCACAGGCGAGAUGACGAGUGUCAAUCUUGGCGAUAGUGCCUUUGUUUUGAUUCGUGAUCAGAAAAUCGUCUAUGAAAGUCCAAGCCAACAACAUUAUUUCAACUGCCCGUAUCAGCUGACGGUUGUUCCGGAUACGUAUCCUGAUCGGGAUAGCUUUGUUACCGAUAUGCCAAAGGAUGCUGAUCAAAAGACGUUUUUCCUCAAAGACAAUGACAUUAUCUUGCUCGCAACGGAUGGCUAUUUCGACAACGUUUACCCACAAGAGACAUUAGCAUUGAUCAACAAUGGCAUGGGCAACGUACUAAAGGCCGAACGGGAUGAUUUUUCAGACGAGGAAGUGGCAGAUGCUGUACGUACAUUGGCCAAAACAUUAACCGAUGCCGCAAGACGAUUCAGCUUGGACCCGAAACGUUUAAGUCCUUGGGCACGCGAUGCUCGGGCUCACGGCAGUAAUUAUCGGGGCGGCAAAAUCGACGACAUCACCUGCGUUGUUACUUUGGUGCGUGGUUUGAAACGAUCCGGUAACAAUAACAACAACUCUUGA